Molecule: messenger RNA, 3928 nt
Organism: Platichthys flesus (European flounder)
Lineage: Eukaryota; Metazoa; Chordata; Actinopteri; Pleuronectiformes; Pleuronectidae
Product: monocarboxylate transporter 9-like
Exons: 6
Coding region: 319-1818 (499 amino acids)
Biological process (GO): transmembrane transport; monocarboxylic acid transport
Molecular function (GO): monocarboxylic acid transmembrane transporter activity
Source: RefSeq, a predicted model, not a curated record
CUGCCAUCUAGCAAAGCGGACUGAUGCACACAAUGCGCAUUGUUGCUACUCGGUCCUUUCCUCGCUCACGCACCCCGGCUCAGACGGAGGCUCAGGUGGAGCAGCGUCCGCAGAUGAUGCGCCCUCGUUUGCGUGAUUAGCGGGGAUCCUGUGAGAAGGGAUUUUCUAUUGGGUGAACGCUCCUACAUGGAAAGCUCCUGUAGAGCGCGCAGCUGUGCAUGCGCCUGCUGCUGCUGCUGCCGUUUGUGUUGAUGCUGAGGAACCCCUGCUCCGUCCGAGCCGCUGCAGAUCCCAGAGGGCAGCAGUGAAUUCAACACCAUGGCUCCAUCCGCUAAAGUGCUGGACGGAGGCUGGGGAUGGGCCAUCGUCGUGGCCUCUUUCAUGGCCCAGUUCCUGGCCUAUGGAUCGCCCCAGUCAGUGGGCGUUCUCUACCCCGAGUGGCUGCACGCCUACCAGGAGGGCAAGGGCAUGACGGCCUGGGUGGGCUCCCUCGUGGGUGGAGUGGGACUGAUAGCCAGUCCCAUAUGCAGUGCAUGUGUGGACAGCUUCGGGGCUCGUCCCGUGACCAUCUUCAGUGGCGUGAUGGUGGCCGGUGGCCUGAUGCUCAGUGCCUUUGCUCCCAACGUGCAGUUCCUCAUCUUCUCCUAUGGGAUUGUUGUUGGCCUGGGUUGUGGUCUGGUCUACGCUGCCACGUUGACAAUCACAUGUCAGUAUUUUGACAAAAGACGCGGCCUCGCCCUCGGGAUUGUCACCACAGGCACAAGUGUUGGAGCGUUCAUCUACGCCACCGCUCAGAAUGAGCUGAUUGCACUGUACGGCCUGGACGGCUGCCUGCUCAUCAUCGGUGCUUUAGCGCUCAACCUCAUGGCGUGCGCCGGCUUCAUGAGGCCUCUUUACAUGCCGGGGUACUACCUCAAACAGAAAGCCGCCCUGGAGCGCAGCACGGAGGAGCAGCUCUUCGAGAAGCCCCAGGUGAACGACCUGCAGAUCACCGCAGGCUCCACCGUGACCAGUCCAGAGAAAAGUGUGACAGUGAAGGAGAUGCUCAUCACCAUCGAUGGCAAGGAUGUGGGAGUCCAGACGGAGAAGACAGGCAGCUUCCUGUCCGGGUGGGCCAUCAUGAAAGUCAUCAAGAACAAUCAGCAGGCGUACUCCAGGUACAUUCACUCCAUGUAUGAGAUCCUGCAGGACCAAGCCAUGGUGGCAUUCUGUUUCGCGGUGUUCUUGUUCAGCCUGGGGGCGUUCCCUCCCGUGCUCUUCAUAGAGGAUGUUGCGCAGAGUCAGGGACUCAUCGAAGAAGUAAGCGUCAUCCCUCUGGUAUCCAUAGGAGCCAUCGCCUCGUGCGUGGGUAAACUGGCGCUCGGUGGGCUGGUGGACAUCCGGUGGAUCAACAGCAUUUAUCUGUAUGCCUUCACGAUGUUCGCAGGCGGUGUGACGCUGCUCCUUCUACCUCUCACUAAGACUUACCUGGGACUGCAGAUCCUGUCUGCUGUGUUGGGUUUCUUCUCUGGGAACUGGUCUCUCACCUCUUACAUCACCACACAGAUUGUAGGCUUGGACAGACUAACCCAAGCACACGGAAUCCUCAUGUUCUUUGGGGGACUUGGGAUCAUGCUUGGACCCCCGGUUGUAGGGUGGUUCUUUGACUGGACACAGUCAUAUGAUUUGGCGUUCUACUUUAGUGGGAGCUGUGUGGUGCUGGGAGGAUGCAUUCUCACUCUGCUCACCCUUCCCUGCUGGAACAGGAAGCACGCUGAGAACGACAGACCUGACGUCCACUACACCAGCAACUGUGACAAAGUUGCCUCGGUAGCCUGAACAGCACCUUCUCUCAUAAGGACUCACAUCUUACCCCUACUGCCAAACAAUCGUCCACUGUACCUAAACCACCUGUAGCAGAAUUUCCUUUGAGUGUAUAGGGGUUCCUCUCUUGUAAACUAAUUAACCAAAUUAAGUUGCAGAGGUUUUGAAAUUCAGGCCUUUCUUCUGCCCUUUGCCUGCAUUUCUCAUGUUCACCCUGUGUGUCUUUGUAUUGGGCAACCUGGCAAUGUGUGGUGGAGUACUGCACCCACUGUACCACAGCGGCAGUUUCUCAUACUUUGGCAACUGUGUGUAAGAUGGACGGCAUGUCCCAUUAUUCAGAAAUUAAGCCAAAAUGUCCUAGAACCCUUCGAACCCUAUCAUGUUGGACAUUUGGUGCCAGAGUCUGCACAGAGGUGACAAGGGUAUGGAGCUGUUGUGAGGUCCCGCCGAUACACUCGUUGAACCGAUUGCGAGGUCUUAGCUGUCUCCAUGUUUUUAUAGCAUCCAAUAUUUAAUUAAAAUCAAACUUACAAGAAGGAUUAACACUUGAGAAAGCAUCAGUGUGAUAAGAACUACCCCAAACAAUAGAAACUGUAUUUCACAUGCACUUUUUGUUUGGUACAUGUCCCAUCCACUAACACGGAGGAGCUGGUGUUUAUGACCUACACUGCGGCCAGACACUUUGGCUUCCCUUUUGAGGAUCUGUCCUGUUGUCCUUCCUUAUGUACUGUGUAUGUGUCUGAGCCAUGAGUACUGAGAAGUAAUGAUGUAUUAAUAAUAGUAACUUCUCAGUACUCAGUGGUUGGAACUGGUGAGGUCCCCUUGCCAGAUGGUGUCUGGCUUUAAAGAUCUGACUCUGGUGUCUGUGGUGAUAAUCCUUUUUUUUUCAUGUCGCCUCAUUCUACGAGGCAAACUGAACAAUAUGCUUCAACUCCCAACACUCUACACUGUUUUUAUACAAACAGUGGCUGUCACUUAACUGCAGAGCUAAAACAAAAUUGUGGUUCAUGGGAAACUGGGUAGAGAGACAUCUGUAAAGUCAGCAGUUAACUUAAUGCUGCGGUUCAUUGGUCACAGUAACAAUCCCUCUGCAAAUGGACAAAAAUCUCACCCAGGAAUCUGACUUGAGCAGACAGCACAGGGAUCGGAAUGAAGGAGGGAGUCUUUUUAUGAUAAUCGUAAAAAUUAUAGCAACACACCCUAUUGUUUUGUAUUUUGCUUUAAAUAUAUACAAAUAUAUCUUUAAAACACCACUAUGUAACUUACCAAAGCAUCAAUUAUAGUCAAUGCCUGUCAACACAUAAUGCCUGUUGAAACAAUACAAGAGCCUUGCUUUAAAGAUAAUUUCUGUUUUCAAGUGCAUUGACUGAAUUUCUACCUUUUUGUAAUUGUUUGAGUUCAACAUACCUCGUGUGUAUGGAUCAUACGGAGCCUUUUUAAGAUGCUGAGUCAAAAACAUGUAAAAACAUUGAAGGGGUCGUACUGUAUUUCAACGUCAUCAUGAGCAUGUUGAUUCUCCAUGGCAUGUUUAUCAUGAUCUCUGCUGGCAUUCGUUUUGACCUGGCUGGUCCUUUUCAUCAUGUUGUGUAUGUGUAUACAUAUACUGUAUAUGUACAUGUUAAUGUGUGCGUUGUGUGUGUACGUGUUUGCACAUGCACACCCUCCUACGUGCACAGGCGUGGGGGUGCAUUGUUUGAUAAACUUUUGUACUAGCACUAAUUUGUAAAGUCCCACAUGUUAGUGACUUUUGUAUGCACAAAACUGGCCAUAGAGCUGUACUUUUUUUAUUUUAAAAUUAAAAGAGGAUUAGUGUGACAAUUGUAAUGAAUAUGUUGCAACACACUUUGAGAAUCACUCAAAUGCUGUUAAAUACACAACUGCAAAUGUCUUUUUGAUAGUUUCAGACUUAUAUGUUUUCUUUGUGUUUGUAUAUGAUAUUUACAGUGUGCUGAUGACGUACAAUUAGUACUGAUCUAAAAGUGACAGUAUGGUUUGUUGUCACCUUUUAGCUACUCUUAUUUUUUAUGCCAGUAUUACAAUAUUUAUGUAUGUAUUUCUGAUUUAUUAUUUCGUUUAUAAAGUGCCAAUACAAUAUAUUUGGAAUAAAGAAGUUGAGAUGUUGGUA